CACGCCUCUGCCAGCGCGACGCUUGUGACGUCAGAUAACAAAGAUGGCGGCGGCAAACAGCAACUACUGGGAAGAUUUGCGGAAACAAGCCAGACAGUUAGAGAAUGAGCUCGACCUGAAGCUGGUGUCCUUCAGCAAACUGUGCACCAGCUACAGCAGCUCUCGUGAUGGCCGCAGAGGAGACAGUUCUGACACAACACCACUCCUUAACAACUCCACCCAAGACAGAAUGUUUGAGACGAUGUCGGUUGAGAUUGAGCAGCUUCUUGCAAAGCUUACGGGAAUAAACGAUAAGAUGGCAGAGUACACUAGCACACCGGGUGUGACCUCUCUUAAUGCUGCACUAAUGCACACACUGCAGAGGCACAGAGACAUUUUGCAGGACUACACACACGAGUUUCACAAAACCAAAUCCAACUUUUUAGCCGUCCGAGAAAGAGAGGAUCUCCUUGGAUCCGUCAGGAAAGACAUCGAGACGUACAAGAGUGGCUCAGGAGUGAACAACAGGCGGACAGAACUUUUUCUUAAAGAACAUGAACACCUAAGAAACUCGGAUCGACUCAUCGAAGACACAAUAAGUAUCGCCAUGGCAACCAAGGAAAAUAUGACCUCCCAGCGAGGCAUGCUAAAGUCUAUACAGAGCAGGGUCAACACUCUGGCCAAUCGAUUUCCUGCCAUCAAUAGCCUCAUCCAGCGAAUCAACUUAAGGAAGAGAAGAGACUCGUUAAUUCUGGGUGGAGUUAUUGGCGUCUGCACCAUCCUUCUGUUGCUUUAUGCAUUUCACUGAUUGACGAAGGAUCUGAUGGCAUUUUGGGCUGUUCUGCGAGCAGUGGCACGACUUGGAGAAUAUGUCCAGCAAAUGGGACCCUGGAGGCUGCUAAGCAGACUCCCACUUGGCCUAAUCAAAUAACAGAAUUGAUUGUGGCCAGCAUGGACUACCUUACUUGUAUCUAGCACUGGGUUGGAUGUGGCUCUUACAGCAUUUUUUUUUCCUUCUUAACACAAACAUGCUCUUCUGAUCACAAUGAAAUGGAGACCAAAUAAUAAGACCAGAACAUUUUUUUUUGGUUUUAAAGAGCAGCCUGUAAUACUUAUACUGGCUUUAAAAAAAAAAAAGAAAGAAAAGAAGUCUCUCUGUGACACAGCACCGUGAAAUUGUGCCGUCACUGUUGAUUAUUGGGGUAAAGAGGAUUUUAAUGUGAUGGUCCUUUUAGUGAAGGGGAUGUUCAUCAUGUUAUGUACCAUGUGAUUUAAUAAAUUAUUCAUACACAAUAUUAAAAAGUGAAAAUGUGGGUAGUUUUUUAUUUUAAUUUUAUUUUUUUUAAUUCUGCAGACAGGUUGUUUGGGCUCACGGCCAGUGGUGACAAUGAAAAUUUGCAUCAUAGUGCAUAGAGAUGUGAUUAACCUCCUACCUCUAUGAUUUUGCUGCCAGCACAAAAUGAAAUAUUAGAAAAAUAAAGAGAUGCGGAAUCAUCUGUUCAAGCCUGCGGUUCGUCUACUGUAGCUUAACAUCAACUGAGCCGGAAGAUGACGGAGAGGCAAUGUUUAAUAGAGCAGCUCCUGAAAAAAGGUUCAGGCAAAUGAAGCAAGGCUCCAAUACUCCUAAUCAGGAUUC
Molecule: messenger RNA, 1615 nt
Organism: Clarias gariepinus (North African catfish)
Lineage: Eukaryota; Metazoa; Chordata; Actinopteri; Siluriformes; Clariidae
Gene: gosr1
Product: golgi SNAP receptor complex member 1
Exons: 9
Coding region: 44-787 (247 amino acids)
Biological process (GO): endoplasmic reticulum to Golgi vesicle-mediated transport; vesicle fusion
Cellular component (GO): SNARE complex; Golgi membrane; Golgi medial cisterna
Molecular function (GO): SNAP receptor activity
Source: RefSeq, a predicted model, not a curated record